Messenger RNA from Epinephelus moara (kelp grouper), 2333 nucleotides. Its product is annotated as glucose-induced degradation protein 4 homolog. Gene Ontology annotation, biological process: protein targeting to vacuole; protein catabolic process in the vacuole; proteasome-mediated ubiquitin-dependent protein catabolic process. The record is from RefSeq and is a predicted model, not a curated record. The coding region runs from base 281 to 937 and encodes 218 amino acids. The transcript is spliced from 6 exons. Gene Ontology annotation, cellular component: extrinsic component of membrane; GID complex. Lineage: Eukaryota; Metazoa; Chordata; Actinopteri; Perciformes; Serranidae.
CUUCCGCAGGUUGAACCAAUGAGCGUUGAAGAUGUUCGAAAGGUGAACUAAACUGGCCAAUCAGAAGGGCGGAUUCUGCUGCCUACGGCGCCGCGUCGAAGUCCACUUACUUUUCUGGAAGCUUGGCGCCUGGUAAAUUAAACUGUGGAGGUAUCGGGGGGGAUUUGAAUGUUGGUGGACCUCUACAGUGCUCUCCCACCUCUCCGUAGAGACGCCGACAGAGUCCUUCGCCCAGACGGCAAUUGACCGCGGUCGGUGCCCAGCCAGCGAAGCGGGAGCCAUGCCUGUCCCCGCUGGAUACCUCAGCGACUCCCCCGCCGCGGCCUUCACAUCCUCGGGCUCGCUUAUCCCACCGCCACCGAUAAACACCCAGCAGCCCGGUGUUGUCACCUCGCUGCUGUACAGCGGCUCCAAGUUCAGGGGCCACCAGAAGAGCAAAGGGAACUCUUACGACGUGGAGGUUGUUUUGCAGCAUGUCACCAUGGAGGACUCCUACUUGUGUGGGUACCUGAAGAUAAAAGGACUGACUGAGGAGUACCCAACUCUGACCACGUUCUUCGCCGGAGAGAUCAUCAGCAGGAAGCGGCCGUUUCUCACUCGGAAAUGGGAUGCAGAUGAGGAUGUGGAUCGAAAGCACUGGGGCAAGUUCCAGGCCUUCUACCAGUACGCAAAGACAUUCAACUCAGAUGAUUUUGACUAUGAGGAUCUGAAGAACUCUGAUUAUAUUUUCAUGAGGUGGAAGGAGCAGUUCCUGGUCCCUGACCACACAAUAAAAGACAUCAGCGGGGCUUCCUUUGCCGGAUUCUACUACAUAUGCUUCCAGAAAUCCACAGCAACGAUCGAGGGCUACUACUACCACAGGAGCUCUGAAUGGUACCAGUCUCUAAACCUCACCCACGUUCCCGAGCACAGUGCAGCCAUCUAUGAGUUCCGGUGACCCCGGCCGGCAUCGUGGAUCUUUUUUUUUCGAUGGACAGAGUCUUGAGUCAAAGCAGAGGUCUGCGGAUGCUACUGAAGAGGAAAAUGAGAAUGACUGUGGAUGAGAUUUUGGGCUUUGGAGAAGUGCAAACUCUUACAUGUUCCCAAUAAGUGGAUGGACAGCGGAUUGAUCAGUGGACGGGAUAUCGGGACAAAUGAAUGUAUGGAUGAGAUGAGAGGAAAGACAGGAAGAAAGUGCAGUUCUGCUCCCUGGCUGGAGCCUGUAAAGUUAGAACCAGCAGCAGAGACUGGGUGUGGCUCGUAUAGUGUACCCCUUUCUUCAUUUGUUUUAACGUCUGGUUUUUAAAAAACGCUUGGCGCAGUAUCUUGAGACACUUUAUAAGCUGAGUUGGGAAUUCCCCUUCUUGUUUUGCGACUAGAAAACCAGCUUUCAUCCAGCUGAUGCAGAGUGAGCAACAUAAACACAUUUGACUACCGUUGGACAAGGAUUCCUCUGAGGAGUCUGCUCUCAUAUUCACCAUCUCUGAAGAAGUUAAUCGCCAAGUCUGUGUGGAAGAAACGCAAGAGAGAAGUUUGGGUUCAUGAUUGAUUGGAGCUUUAAUCAGCCCAUAAGCUAGAAUGACAGUAUUUGCUUUAAAGCUAAGCUGGUUCUUUGUUUGCCUGCCAAGAGGAUAUUUUGUUAUUUUACUCUAAAUGAUGGACGCAGAGUGGCACUUUGAAACGCUGCAAUGUGAGUGACACACAAAACGAGCUUUUCCCCCCGUGUUCAUACAAUUGCUUGGGAGAUUAUUAUCACAUGUGAUUGCUGUGGAUCUUGUUCUGUUGAGUUACAUUUGCACAAAGAUGGACUAUAUGUUACUAACGCUUGCAGUCAGGAUGUUACACUCACGUGCCCUAGUACACAAGGGGGCAGUCAAGCUUUUUGACUUGCGUUUGUGUGGGGAGUUCAGAGCCAAAACAAUCACAGAAAAGUAUUCAAAAAAGAGAGUAUUUUUACCCUGCACUCUGCAUUAAACAAAGAGCUUUUUACUCCCCCGUGUGUCAUUUUAAAUUAAGAUCCCUACUAUCCCUACAUAUUUGUCCCCUCAACUAUGCAACACUUUCAACAUAGCACUCUCCAAACGUAAAACCUUCAGUUUUCAGAGACAAAAUUUAUUCUAUCCUUAUAGUAUAUGAAAAAAAAGGAAUCUAUCUUCAUUAAAGGAAAUAUUUUUGUUAAAUUGCCUAUGAAAACACUCCCAUAUCAUGUUCCCUUCCCAUGUGAUGGUGCCAUCUUUCUAAAGCUUAUCAGAGUUGUAUUAUAACAGUGUGUUUGUUUGAGAAUAAGCCUGGAUUUGAUUGAUGGUGUGAGUGUAAAGAAUGGAUUAUGGAUUUUAAAAAAUCAUAUCAAAACA